AUGCACCAGACUGGAGAAUUGGUAGACGGUUGGUUGGGAUAUGAAUGGACGCCUGAGGUCGAGCAGGCUUAUAUGUCACAGAACACCAUCAUUGUUGGUGGACCGGAAUAUGAUUAUGAUGAGUCAGAGCUCUACAAUGAUGAGGAAUCUUGGAAUGAAGGAGAGGAAAUUCAACAGGAAUUGAGAUACAAUGACACUUACACAAUCACUCAAGGAAGGGAAAUGACACAGGAAGAAGAAUAUGCCACUUUAGCAGGAGGGGAGAUACCUAAAACUGACAGGGAAGGAAGGAGGUUGGCUAGAAUUGCUCAUGAUCUCGAAAACUCUAAUCGGAGACUGGUAACAACACGCAAGAGAAAGUCAAAGUCCACUGCUGCACAAGGAAGUCAGACAGCAAGGACCACAGUCUCUACCUCUGAUGCGCAAGGGGGACCGUCCACCCUGACCGGCAUGGAACAUGUAGAUGAAUCCAGCUCUACACAAGUUGCUCCCACUACCAAGCCCGUUGUUACUAGGGCGUCAGACAGUCACAAGUUCUGGGACACCCUCAACCGCGAACAGUGA
Molecule: messenger RNA, 564 nt
Organism: Tremella mesenterica DSM 1558
Lineage: Eukaryota; Fungi; Basidiomycota; Tremellomycetes; Tremellales; Tremellaceae
Exons: 1
Coding region: 1-564 (187 amino acids)
Source: RefSeq, a predicted model, not a curated record